Panicum virgatum (switchgrass) is the source of this 1047-nucleotide messenger RNA. RefSeq lists its product as uncharacterized. The record is from RefSeq and is a predicted model, not a curated record. NCBI's taxonomy places the organism in Eukaryota, Viridiplantae, Streptophyta, Magnoliopsida, Poales, Poaceae. The transcript has 4 exons. The coding region runs from base 1 to 1047 and encodes 348 amino acids.
AUGACGAACCACGCGCUUAAGCUCACCGGCUGCCGGCGCAGAUCUGCACCAGGUCCGGCGCCCUGGGCAUCGCGGGUCAGCACGGAGCGGCGGCCCCGGCGUCGCUGUCCGGCGCGCGGAGGCCAGGGUACAGGACGGCGCGGCGGCUCAGCAUCGCGGUCCGGCGCACGGAGGCCGGGGCACAAGACGGCGCGGCCGGAGCUCGACGAGGCCGCGCUCCUCUUCCGCGGCAGCCAUGCCAAGCUCACCUUCCCCGAAGACGCGCGCCUCCACCCGGCGUCCACGGCGGCCAGGGCCGCACCGGCGCCGACGCCAGCGCCUCUCGCCGGCGUGGCGGCCUCGACCUCUCCCACCGGCUACCACGCCGGUGCCGCGCAGGGCACCGACUACCUGAGGAGCGGCGGAGGAGGCAGCAACCAAGGCCGCCGCCGCACGUCGAGCUGGCGAUGGCGCACGCGCGGGACGGCGGGGUCAACGAGCGGGCGGAGGCGGCCGCCUGCCUGGAAGGCGACGCCGAGACCGGGGCCCGUACAAGGCCGCGGCGCGCGCAUACGACGAGGCCGGGCACGGAGCAGCGGCCCCGGCGUCGCGGUCCGGCGCGCGGAGGCCAGGGUACAGGACGGCGCGGGGGCCAGCGUCAUGGUCCGGCGCACGGAGGCCGGGGCACGACGAGGCGCCGGAUCCACGCGAUGGGAUCCAAGCGGCCGGCGGGGCAGCGUGUGGCGGCGGACCACGAGGGGAGGAAAGCUCGCAAGCAUCUGCGGGGCGCGCGGCCACCGGUGCGGCAUUGGCAGCAGGAGCGAGGCAAUCGGUGUGGCAGCGCUCGCGACCUCGGCGAUGGCGCGCUGGACGUCCUGCAACACCGCGGCCACCGAGAAGCAGUGCGACAACGAGGACGCGAGCAGGCCCUGUGGUCCCUGGCCGGCAGACACAUCCGUGUCGGCCUUGCUUGCCGCCGAACCCUGCCGCCGGAAGCUCCACCGCCUCUUCUCCCUCACGGACGACGUCGCCGAUGUCGUCGGCAGCGGCACCGACAACACCGACUGA